AUGCCGUGCAGCAUAUGCAACAAGUUCAUAGGAGUGGGCAAGCUACGCCCUGAAGAGGACGCUCCAGUGGGCAUAAGUCGAAAGCACGUACCGCGAGAUCUCUCUUGGCAAGACUUGCAAACCUCGGCAAAGAUAUUCGAUGAGGAACAUAUCGAGAGUUUCAGCAUCAGGUUCUUCUACCCGAACUACGAGGACGAGGAUGCUGAGGUGGACAAGGUCGUCAGCUUUCUGAUGCAAGACGGCAUCUUUUUUGAUAUUGAGCUCUUUGCUACUGAAGAAGAUGACUGUCCAGUUCCUGAUGCAUGGGAGUCCAUACCAGUCUCCCAACGUACAUCGUCCAGGACAGACUCAUCUGACGCAAUCGAAAUUAUCAAGUCUUGGAUACAGCUCUGCGAAGACGAUAGCGAACAGGUUGACUGCAUCGAGCCAGAGGACCCCGAACUCCCUAAGCGAGUCGUUGACGUUGGUGACGCAGAUGGGGUCAUUCGUGUCGUAGAGACACAUGGUGAAUCGGCCAAAUACAUCUGUCUCAGUCACUGUUGGGGAUCAACACUGAUCAUAACGACAACUCAGAACACCUUGCAACAGCGGCAAAGAGGAAUCGAUAUGCAAGAUUUGUCUAAUGCCUUUAGAGACGCGAUAUUCUUGACAAGGCAGCUAGGACUUCACUACAUCUGGAUUGACUCUUUGUGCAUCAUCCAGGACAGUCGAACAGAUUGGGAGAUUGAGUCAGCAAAGAUGUCGUUCAUCUAUUCCAAAGCGUUCUUGACCAUCGCGGCUACACAUUCUCCAGACGGCCGAGGUGGCCUCUACACAGACACGCCCGACUUUGAAGUGUCUGGGGAGACUCCAGAGGGAGAAGAGUACCGUCUCUUCUUUAGAGAGCGGAUCGAUCAUCACCUCGAUCCCGUUCCUGAACCUGACCGGUCCGGCGCCGAUGUUGGUCUGAUAGGUCAUGGGACCAUAGCUCGACACCCACUCCUGACAAGGGCCUGGGUCUAUCAAGAGCGCCUGCUAUCACCUCGUGUGAUACACUUUGGUCCCCAAGAACUAUUCUUCGAAUGCCUUUCGGCUAUGCAGUGCGAGUGUGGCGGUAUUGCUCAUGAUGGUUCCUCUAUUGCUCCGUCAGGUCUCAUGAAGCUCCUCUAUGCAGAAGCACUCUUCACAACCGCACCUGGAGUAGAAUGGCACGAGUAUGCCGCCUACUACAUGGCCCGCAUCUGGCGCACCAUGGUCAACGAAUACACCUCCCUCGGAAUCACCAAGCCUUCAGACAGACUGCCUGCGAUUGGAGGCUUGGCCAAGAAGAUGUCGGCUUCCCGGAAGCAAGAAUACAUCGCAGGCUUGUGGGGGAACACUUUGAACGACGACCUCAUCUGGACUGUUCUUGAACUCGAGGGGGAGAAGAAGCCAAGGUAUCACCCCCUGGCGGCGCCGACGUGGUCUUGGGCAAGUGUCGAGGCACACGUCUUUUACUGGGACAGCAUCGUAUUCUGGAACCCAGAUGAGACGGAGACGGAUGAGGAUCGGCCUCCUUGGCAACACCUCAGCAGGGUCGAGAAUUGGAAUAUCGACGCAGCCGGUGUCGACGAGUUUGGACACUUGAAUGGAGGGACGAUCAAGGUAACGGGUCUCGCUGCGGAGGGUACAAUCGAACGCGAUGUCGGGGAGGAAACGAAAUGGGGAUCUGGCUCCUACUAUGUCAGGUUCUCACCGACCUUGCGGUUAAUGAUGCACGCCGAUUAUCAGCUAGAUCACAAAGGUCCUCACCAGGUUCUUCCAGGAACAGAGGUCCUGUGUAUUCUAAUGAGCGUGAUUCAAGAAGGGCCGACGGACCACUUGGUUUCUCUGGUACUGAGAGCAGUCGGCGGGUCUGGGCAAUUCGAGAGGAUCGUCACCCAAACCAACCUUUACGAAACUCGCAAAGAAAAGACCAUGACGAUGAGCAACGAAGGUCUUAUGCUGCCUACUCCUCCCAACCAGAUCCGGGCCCUCCAGGAGAUGAUCCUCAUGAACCUGCGUGUCGUGUACCCAGGCUCGGACAUGGAGGUCCUUUUGUGCAUGGAGAGUCCUGGUGUCUACUACGCGUGUGUCAUUCACGAUCCUCUCCGCCAGAACAAGGUCCUGUUCCGCGGUCCCAAGGGUCCCAACCUCGAGAUCCCCCUCGUCGGCAUCCUGCGCGAGGUCAUGGUUCUCGCUACCACCCGCUACCACCUGUAA
This is a messenger RNA of Fusarium keratoplasticum, 2220 nucleotides long. RefSeq names its product HET domain-containing protein. Bases 1 to 2220 code for a protein of 739 amino acids. The transcript is spliced from 5 exons. The record is from RefSeq and is a predicted model, not a curated record. Lineage: Eukaryota; Fungi; Ascomycota; Sordariomycetes; Hypocreales; Nectriaceae.